AUGACUCCAGAUACAACUUCUAUAGAUCACGAAAAAGGUCCUACAGAUGACCACUUGGAAAAAGUGUCCACUCAUGGUUCACAUCCAGUAUCUAUAUCAGAAGAGCACAAACAAUACCUCAUUGCAAAACAUGGGACUUAUGAUUUAGAUCCCUUACCGUCAAUGAGUGAUGAUGAUCCUUUAAACUGGUCAAAUAGUUUCAAGUUUUUGCAAUUAGGAAUGGUGGCUUUUCAUGGGUUUAUGGGAACAUUUAUGGCAUCGGGUAUAGUUCCCUCAUUUGGUAAAUACUCGGGCAUAUUGAACAAACCGGUGCCUACAGUGUCAUAUUUAACGUCAGCUCAAAUCGUGCUCAUUGGUACUUUCCCAAUGUUUUGGGUACCAGUUAUGCAAAGGUAUGGAAAGAGGUUGUUGUUGAUCAUAUCGGUAUUGGGAACCAUGGCAUUUUCUAUUGGUGCUGUUUUCAGUACAGACUAUGGAACCUUGAUGACAAUGAGAUGUUUACUGGCGGUGUUUGUAUCGCCUGGUUUGGCUGUUGGUGGUGCCAUUGUGAAAGAAACUACAUUCAGUCAUCAAAGAGGUUCACGAAGUGGUAUUUGGGCAAUAUCUGUCAACUUGGGAACCAUGUUUGGUGCUUUACUUAUGGGUUUUGUUGCUGAAUAUCAGCAUCCAAAAUACGUUCAUGUUGUGUUUGCAUGUGUCAUGUUUGUGUUGGCAAUCUGUUAUUUGUUGCUUGGUAAGGAAACUUCAUACAAUCCAAAUGACUUGUCAAGAAACGAAUCCAAUAGAUUCAAACAAUUGAGAUUUAAAGCCAUAUUUCCAGAGAAUAAAAUCACCAUUAUGAAGUUUAUUGAACCAUUGAUGUUUCUUUUAAAACCAAGAGUGUUUAUCCCGGCAUUUGGUUACACUGUCAUGUUUAUGCAUGGAAACAUCGCCAUGAAUGUUGAGAUCCCCCAAGUGAUGGUGCAUAAAUUUGAAUUAGGCCCACAAGCAUUGGGUUUACAAUUUCUUUCAUUCAUCAUAGGUACUUUAAUUGGUGAAGUUGGUGGUUACUUGUCGGAUAAGUUGGUGCAAUGGGGCCACAAAAACAACAAAGGUCCAAGUUUCAGGUUAUGGGUUACCCACCCUGGAUAUAUCACUUGCAUCCUUGGUUUAAUUGUUUUUGGUGUUCAAAUACAAAACAUUGAUCACUAUAAUGUAACUCCAUUGAUUGGAUGUGCUAUUGCUGCUUUCGGUUUGCAAAUUGGUACGUCGCCAAUUAUAGCUUACUGUAUUGAUCUGGAUCAUACCAAAGCAGUACAAAUCAGUUUGUUUGUGACUUUCCUCAGACAAUUGUUUGCCUUCAUUGGACCGUUUUAUUACCCCAAAAUGUUUGAUAAUUUGGGUUUUGCUAAAGCAUAUGGUAUUAUGGCAGCUCUUGUCGGAGCAUUUGGAUGGAUUGCAACAAGCUGCUUACAGGUUUAUGAACAGAGGCAUGGUAGAUAG
Molecule: messenger RNA, 1482 nt
Organism: Lodderomyces orthopsilosis Co 90-125
Lineage: Eukaryota; Fungi; Ascomycota; Pichiomycetes; Serinales; Debaryomycetaceae
Exons: 1
Coding region: 1-1482 (493 amino acids)
Biological process (GO): transmembrane transport
Molecular function (GO): transmembrane transporter activity
Source: RefSeq, a predicted model, not a curated record